CUCGCGCGACCAGCCUCCUCUCCCAACGUCACAUUGUGCGAGAGACAAAACCGGGGCGCGCCGGAGCUCACACGCGCACGCAUACACAGACGACCCUGUCGCCUCUUCUCUCCCGGCGCUGCUGAGAAACCAGCCCUCCCUCUUCCUUCCUGGGGCGCAGAGGCUCAGGCGGCUCAGCGCGUGGCCGAGAGCCAAUCCAGGAGGCGAAGAAAACCCGAGGACGAACCUUCUUUCUCCGCUGCCUGCCCGAGAGCGGAGGCUUCUCCUCUCCAGCCCUGAACUCCGAUCUCCCACCCCACCCCUCUGGGUGUCACAGAGACGGUACCCGGAGACGGGUGUGCCCCCGUUUGGAAUCAACGUUUCAGCACUUCGGACAGCGCCCGGGAGCCCGGGCCCUUGUGCGUUGGCUAUGGCGAGCGUUCAGCAAGGCGAGAAACAGCUUUUUGAGAAGUUCUGGCGAGGAACCUUCAAAGCGGUGGCCACCCCGCGUCCCGAGAGCAUCAUUGUUGCCAGCAUCACAGCCCGCAAGCCGCUGCCAAGGGCAGAGCCCCAGAGCAACUCCAUGGUGCCAGCCCAGGAUGGAGCCUCAGAAAAGCUAGGACCAUGUCUAGUUACUGAGGCCUUGGGCACCAACAGCUGGGAGAGAGACAAGGCCUGCCGAGAACUGGGUCCUACCAGAGCACACAGUGCCUCCCGUGACAAAGACUUGACACCACCCCCUUCCUCCAGGGGGAAGAAGAAAAAGAAGAAAUCUACCCGGAAGAAGAGAAGGAGGUCCCCGUCCUAUAGCCCAUCGCCUGUCAAGAAAAAGAAGAAGAAGAGUUCCAAGAAACACAAGCGACGCAGGUCAUUCUCCAAGAAGAGAAGGCACAGCUCGUCUAGCCCAAAAAGCAAAAGAAAGGAGGAGAAGAGGCACAAAAAGCAAUCGCGAAGCCGGCCCCGAAAGUCUCACCGCCACCGCCGUCACCGCUGCCCCUCACGGUCCCAGAGCUCAGCAUCCCGCUCCUCAAGCUGUGAGAGCAGGCAUCGAGGCCGGUCCCCUGAGGAAGGGCGAAAGUCCCGCCGAAGGCACUCUCGUCGCUGCUCCAAGACCCUCAGCAAGGCCAGUCCGGAGGCCCGGUCCAGUCACCCACCUAGCCAAUCCCUCCAGAUGCUGGGCUUCCUGUCGGCCAGGGGUGUAAUCACUGGGUCGGGGUCUGCUGCUGACCUCUUUACCAAAACAGCCAGCCCGCUCACCACCUCCAGAGGACGCUCCCAGGAGUACGACUCAGGCAAUGACACAUCCUCGCCACCCUCCACACAAACCAGCUCAGCCAGGUCUCGGGGCCAGGAGAAGGGGAGCCCCAGUGGGGGCCUAAGCAAGAGCCGGGAGCUCCACAGCGGCAACACCUCCGAUUCAGGGAACUCCUUCACCACCUCCUCACCCCAGAACAAGGGGGCCAUUUUGGAGAAUCUCUCCCCCACCAGCAGGGGCAGGGAGUCAAGAGGAUUUCAGUCACCAUGUCUGGAAUGUGCUGAGGUGAAAAAGUCCAGUUUGGUCUAUUCCACAGCCCGGAGCUCCCCCGUGAAAGGGUCCUCCCGCAGCUCCUCCUAUGCCAGCACCCGAUCUUCCAGCCACUCCUCUAGAUCCCCAAAUCCCAGGGCUUCCCCUAGGUACACUCGGAGCAGAUCCACCUCCUCUGAAAAAAGGUCCUACUCCCGCUCUCCCAGCUAUUCCUCCAAGUCUGGCAAAAGAAGCCCGCCUAGCAGAAGCUCUCGAUCCCGCCGCAGCCCCAGCUACUCCCGCUACAGCCCCAGCAGGGAACGGGACCCCAAAUACAAUGAAAAGGACUCGCAGCAACGGGAACGUGAGAGGGCGCGUCGGAGACGUCGGUCCUACUCUCCCAUGAGGAAGCGCCGGAGAGACUCCCCUAGUCACCUGGAGGCCCGCAGGAUAACAAGUGCCCGGAAACGUCCCAUCCCCUACUACCGGCCUAGUCCCUCUUCGUCCAGCAGCCUCAGCAGCGCCUCCUCCUGGUACAGCAGCAGCAGCAGCAGCCGCCGGAGCUGAAGCGGUAGUCGAAGCCGAAGUCGAAGCCGGAGCCGGAGUCAGAGCCGGAGUCGGAGCCGGAGCCGGAGCAGGAGCAGGACCCGCACUAGCAGCAGCUCAAGCUCCCGCAGCCCCAGCUUGGGCUCCCGGAGCCACAGUCGGAGCCGGAGCCGGAGCUACCGCUCAGCGGACAGCUACUCCAGCACCAGGCGCUAAGCGAGCACCUUCCCUUGAGCCGGCUGCCCGUGGGGGCCCCUCUGGCUCCGCCAGUCUCCCCCACUACCUGCCCUCCCUGCCUUCUCCUUGGUGACAGAUAUUGAGGGCUCUUGGACCCUGUCCUCCCUGCUCUCCUGGGGAGGAGGGAAAAAGGGUACAGGGGUUUUACCUUCUAUGUCGAGCUGCUAGGAGCCUCUACCAGCACCAUCCCGGGGCUCACCUCAGGCCUGGGCCUACGGAGAAGCCAUCCUCUUGUGGCACAAAAACAAAACAAAACACCCUCAAGGUUUUAUGAGAAGCAGUGGGUCCAUACUCAAGAGUUUGGGCCCAGCCAGGCAAGUGUGGAGACAGUUCUGCUCCCCUGCUCUCAGGAGGCUCCCGGAGAGGCCCCACCCACCCACCUCCCUUCAUUCAACCUCAUGGCUGCAUGUUUGUGGACCCCCAUGGCAGGAAGAGGAGACAGCAAAGUGGCCACAGGCAAUGAAGUCCUGGCUUCCCAUGAGGCUCCUGGCGAGACCUAAGCCCCACCCACCAAGACUAACGGAUGCCAAUACUGUCACCAGAGAAGGCCGGAUGGCAGGUGCCUGGGACAGGGGCAGGUGCCCCAGGAGGGCAUGUACAGCUACUGUAAAUAACCUUCUUCCCCACCCAGCAACCCAGACUGGACUCCAGUCUCCUUUCAUGGAGACACAGGCUUCCCGGGAGCCACCAAACCUCCUUAGUGGGACAGCCAUGGGAGAGGCACCUGCUCCUCCUGUUUGGACUGCCUUCCUUCAGACAGCUCCAGGGGAUCCUUUUGCUGGGGCUCCUA
This is a messenger RNA of Tupaia belangeri chinensis (Chinese tree shrew), 3056 nucleotides long. It is a transcript of the gene SRRM4, whose product is annotated as serine/arginine repetitive matrix 4. The transcript has 15 exons. Gene Ontology annotation, molecular function: mRNA binding. The record is from RefSeq and is a predicted model, not a curated record. Gene Ontology annotation, cellular component: nucleus. Gene Ontology annotation, biological process: mRNA processing; regulation of RNA splicing; neuron maturation. Lineage: Eukaryota; Metazoa; Chordata; Mammalia; Scandentia; Tupaiidae.